Suillus paluster is the source of this 679-nucleotide messenger RNA. Its product is annotated as HSP20-like chaperone. Gene Ontology annotation, biological process: protein complex oligomerization; response to hydrogen peroxide; response to heat. The coding region runs from base 11 to 556 and encodes 181 amino acids. The record is from RefSeq and is a predicted model, not a curated record. Lineage: Eukaryota; Fungi; Basidiomycota; Agaricomycetes; Boletales; Suillaceae. The transcript is spliced from 2 exons.
GAAGACCAACAUGUCUAUCGCUCGACAACUUCUCCAUGAGUUCCGCCCUCUGUUCCGAAUGCUGGAGGAGCCUUUUGGGAGGUCCGCUGUAGCACCCGUGUACCAUCAGCGCUCCCUUUUUGACGACCCCUUCUUCCCGUCUCCUGCUGCCAUGCGUCCCCCAGUUGACGUCACAGAGGUAGGAGACAAAUACAUCAUAGAAGCCGAUAUUCCUGGUGUUAAAAAAGAGAACGUUGAUAUUACGAUAGGUGACGCUGGCCGUAGCGUCACCAUCCAAGGAAAAACCUCCUCUCGCCAAACCAAUGGCGAACUCUCGGGCGCGGAAGCGACCGGUGAGAGCGCGGCUGACGGCUCCGAAGCUGUGGCAAAGUCCGAGUCAGGUACACAACUUGCUGUGGAGCGCCAAUAUUCGGGCAGCGCGACCUUCACUCGCACAGUCUGGUUGCCUCGUCCCAUCAAUAGUUCCAGAGUGUCUGCCAAGCUCCGGGAUGGCAUCCUUACCAUGACCGUCCCAAAAGCUGAGGAUCAGGAGAGUAUCAGGGUUCCUCUUGAGUAAUUUCACAACCAAUUGAACAUUUGUAUGGCACAAACAUUUGUCUUCACCUCCACAAUGUAACAGUGUCACAGCAGUCAGCUCACUCACAACUGUAUUAUAUGUGUAUUGCAAUCGCAUUUCCAU